CAAUUUCGCUGUUAUCAGUAUCACUUGAAAAUUCAUUUUGCCGGAGAGUAUUUUUUCAAGUUCAAUGAUGUUGAAAAUUGUACCAUGUCGUUGCUCUGAUUUCACACUUUCGCUGUAAUUUACACAAUUCAAAUCAUGAACAUCUAAAUGCUAAUCAAAUAGGUAAUAUCUCAAAAUCAAGAUGCCCUGGACAGAUUUCCUAGAUAAUUUGAAGGACAAUCAGUUCUUCGGUGCCGGAUUCGCUCUUGUUGGAGUAGGAGUAGUAGGAGCAGCAGCUAGAAAAGGAAUGAUAUACGCAUCGGCAGCUUUCCAGAGACGGUAUAUUACCACUUUGGAAGUUCCAUGUCGUGAUAAAAGUUAUCAAUGGAUAUUACAAUGGAUUACGAAGAAAGGUGCUCGAGAAACACAACACCUUAGUGUCGAAACCAGCUUCGAACAAUUAGAUAAUGGACUCGCGAAAACGAAAUAUGAUCUGAUUCCAAGCGUCGGAAGGCACUGGUUCAGACAUGGUGCCAGAUGGAUACUGGUAGAACGAGACAGACAGCAAACGAUGGACCUGACUAUGGGUAUGCCAUUUGAAUCGGUUAAGUUGUCAACGAUUGGCAGAAAUAAACAAAUUUUACUCAAUAUUUUGGAAGAAGCUCGACACGAAGCUCUGACAGAAACCGAAGGCAAAACCAUCUUGUAUACUGCUGUUGGACCUGAAUGGAGACCAUUCGGUCCUCCUCAUAAAAUUCGUCCUCUAUCCAGUGUCGUUUUAGACGAAGGAGUAUCGAAUAAGAUUUUGAGAGAUAUUAAUGAAUUUAUCGAUAAACCAUCGUGGUAUUUCGAUCGAGGUAUCCCUUAUCGAAGAGGGUAUUUACUACAUGGGCCGCCUGGUUGUGGUAAAUCCUCGUUUAUUAAAGCCCUGGCUGGCGAACUAUCCCGAGGAAUUUGUGUUCUAAAUUUAAGUGAACGUGGGCUAUCCGACGAUAGACUGAACCAUUUGCUCGUUUCGGCGCCUCAAAAUAGCAUAAUUUUAUUAGAGGACGUAGAUGGUGCAUUUCCGAAUAGAGUAGAGAGCCCGCAAAUGCAAACUGCCUACGAAGGAUUGAGUCGACUUACUAUGAGUGGAUUACUUAAUAGUUUAGAUGGCGUUGCAUCAGCCGAAGGACGAAUUCUGUUUAUGACAACUAAUCAUCCUGAAAGAUUGGACGCAGCUCUUAUUCGGCCUGGUCGCGUAGAUCUUAAGCAAUACGUCGGAUACUGUACAGAAUAUCAAAUUAUGAAGAUGUACGAAAAUUUCUAUCAAGAUUCUGGUUCAAAUGCGAAAAAAUUUGCUCAAGAGGUUACUAAACAUAAACGAAACACUAGUCCCGCUGAAUUGCAAGGAUUUUUCAUGCUGUAUAAAGAAGGAGACUUGAAAGCUUUACUUGAAAAUGUGCCUUAUAUUUGGGAAGAACGAAAAAGCGAACAAAUAGAAAGUAACGUUGAAAUUGAUUCUAAAAAAAGUUAACGUAGCUAAUUUAUGUGGUUGUUGUUAAAUUUUUAUUUAAUUGUAAUUUGUUGAACAUAUUUAUUUUAUUUUUUAAAUAUUGAUGAUAAAGUUCUGCUCAAAUUAUCUUCUACCUAAUUAUUUGUUUCAUCAUGUUCCUUUGAGUUGCGAUAGAAUCGAAAUGAGCAGUACAAUACAGUUCGGCGUGUUUUAAUGUUUUUAUUACAUUUUUGUUAUUUACAAAGAAGAGAAUGAAGAAAUUUGAUGGUUCUUGAAAAAUGGAACAUGUAAAAAUAUCAAUGAUUAAGAACAAAGAUACCUAGCCUUACUAGCUGUACAUGGCACUCUAUAAAAUAAAUAAAUUUAUUUUAUUUUUUGAAAGUUGAAUUUUGAAGAAAAAAAAAUAGUUGGUCUCAAACUCGAUCUUAAUUUCUCUUACCUGUAUCAAAAUUUUCAAAAUUCUGAAACAACGUAAUUUUUCAGUGUUUAACAACAAUUUUUCUUUUUUUUUAACGAAAUGGAAAAUUUGAAAAUUUGGUCAACAACGCUCAAUUUGAACAGGUUUUUUAAAAAUAAAUCAGAUGAUUAUUUUGUAAAAUGAGCUGUCAAACUUUUUCUAAAAAUUCUCGGAAUUGUAUCUCCUCCCCUCCUCCUCAUUAUUCCCAUCGUACCUAGUUCUUUUUUUCUUUUUUAAAGGAAUUUGCUUCCGUUUGGUGGAAAACUCCAAUUUAGUUCAACAAUGCGCAAUAUUAUAUUGACAAUGUCAAAAGUACAUCGUGUUUAAACCAAUACCUACGUACACAUAGAAUCAUUAUCCUGAAAAAGCGAUUAAAAUUAUCGCUUCCUUUAUGUAUUUUCUUCGCUUUUUGUCAACGAUAAGGACACCUUAACCGUGAAAAUUCAAUCACUAUACAUAAACUUUUGAAAUAUUGUCAAACGCUGUUGUUUCAAGAUGAAUCGUGUAGUAUUUUUAUUAUUGUUCUGUUGUUUAUUUGCGGCCAUGAAUGCUGCACCACCUGAAAUUGUCAAUGUGACAUACUUGACUUAUAAUUUACCCCAAAAUUUCAAGUUGUCCGAAUUACCUGUGAGCUUGAAGAUUUAUUUUAAUACAACUGCGAAUGGUACAUUGAAGAUUUCGCCGACCGGAGAUGAGAAAAUCUUGGAAUUGGAUGACAGUGUAUGAUUUUCUUGUUGUUAAUUAUUUUUAAUGCUUCUUGAUUCUUUUUCGACUAAAUAAAUCUUAUAUUUAUUUCA
This is a messenger RNA of Planococcus citri (citrus mealybug), 2728 nucleotides long. It is a transcript of the gene Bcs1, whose product is annotated as Bcs1 chaperone. Lineage: Eukaryota; Metazoa; Arthropoda; Insecta; Hemiptera; Pseudococcidae. Gene Ontology annotation, biological process: protein insertion into mitochondrial inner membrane from matrix; mitochondrial respiratory chain complex III assembly. Bases 182 to 1495 code for a protein of 437 amino acids. Gene Ontology annotation, cellular component: mitochondrial inner membrane. Gene Ontology annotation, molecular function: ATP hydrolysis activity; ATP binding. The transcript is spliced from 6 exons. The record is from RefSeq and is a predicted model, not a curated record.